GGUUUCUAACUGCAGUCUAAAUUAGAAACAAGGUUGCCUUCGUGGCUAGAACAAAGAACAAAUUGACCUAAACAUGGGAUAGGCUAACUGUAACACCAUUAAUGUGAACGAUCCAAGGUCCCAAGUUUGAUUUCCAGAUAGCGUAAUUAUCGUCCACGGGGUCCCAAUAUUCAGGUGACUGUGUGACGACCCAUUUAGUAACACUCCUUGGUUAGAUGUGUAUCCUAGUCCUGCUUGCAGGAGGACGUUCAUGGCAAGCUUCCCAUCGAAGGCCUUCGAUUGAUCAUCGACGAAGGUGGCGGCCUACCAAAUAAUCCCGUGGCUGCAAUGAAGUUGACAAAUUAUACUAACAACAUCUGGUUGAAGAGAGUUAUAUUUGACUUAAGAACUUCAUUACACAGGCUGUGGAUUUGGGAUUUGGAAUCAGUUGACAUUGUACUCUGGCAUAUUCCUGUCCGGCUUGAUGGGAAAUUGCAAAAGACAAAAAGGAAACCGGAAUUCAACUUUCACGUUACUAAAGAUCUCAGAGGGCUCUACAGUUCAUAUAUAAAAAAAAGGUCUAACAGAAAAGAAAAUCUCGAAAAAGGCUCUCUAUUUUUUUCCCGCGAAAAGAAAAAAAGCGCGAAAGCUCGAAGGGACCAGUACCGGACUACCAGAAAGCCACCCGCCAUACAAAACGACCACGUUUCGGAUAUUAUUAUUUUUAUACAGAUGAUUAAAAUAAAGCAAAAGAAUUGACGGUGAGGAGUGAAUGGGCUACAAACGGGCCUGGCCUGGCCCACAUUACCCCCUAUCCCCAUGCAUUUCCCCACGGCACACGUACCGCUCUCCUUCGCUCGUUCGUUCCCUUUUUUAUCGUUUUCCGUUUACUGGCAAAGCAAAGCCAAAUUGAAUUAUUACGGCCAACUGAAAUUUCCCUAACAGCCUUUUACCAUUUUUACAUACUAUUUCGGAUAAUGAUUAUUUUCUAAUUUUAUUAUUGCUUCUAGGCUCUAGCUAAUUUUCUUAUACAUGUUUUUAUUUAUUUAUGGUUUUAUUUAUUUAUGGUUUUAUUUAAAUAGUUAAAAAUAUCUUAGUCUAGAAGAAAAUAAUAAUAAUAAUAAUAAUAGUAAAGACAUUCAAAUUUUCUUCCCUAGAAGAAAAUAGAAAAAAUUCCGCGCAGAAAUAUCUCUAACCUCCCUCUCCUCUUCUUUCUCUCACUUCCCGCUUCUCUCGCCUGCGCCCAUGGCUUCUCCACUGAAACCCGCUCACUAGAUCUGCCUCCCAAACCCUCUCAUAUCCCCCUCCACCUGCUCCUCUCUGUCCCCCGCUGUUACUUCUGCGAUCUCUCUUUUCUCUCCUCUGCUGCAGAGAGAAAGCUAGAGAAUCAAACAGCGGAAAACCCCGAACGAAAAUGGUGUACUACACCAUUUCAGGAAUCCGCCUCCCUUGCGUCCCGUCCGUCCAUCACAGCUCUCACAGGAAUUCGUCCUCCGUCGCCGGGAACGCCGCCACCGCGCUGUCUUUCCCCUUGAGGAACCACUCGCGCUCGAGGAAGAUUGUUGCUGGAAGUUCUUCAUAUGACUCUGAGGCUUCGAAGUUGACGACAACCAAAUCCGGAAAGGUUCUUGUUCCCGGUGGUGGAUCCUCUUCCACGACGAAUGUUCUUGUUCCGGGAGCCAAACCCCCUUCCUCUAUAGAUCAAUUAGAGACUUCAGACAUUGUUUCGGAGGAUUCCAAGGUCAUUCAUGAGGUACCAGAAAGCUCAACAAAGGUAGGUGUUACGGGUAUGGAAGUCUUGAACGAACAGGAGAAAAUUGCUGUGUUGCCAGGCACAAGAGAUAAAACUGACAAGAGAACAGUUCCUCCACCUGGUGCUGGGCAGAGAAUAUAUGACAUAGAUCCAGUUUUGUCUGGUUUCCGCCAGCAUCUUGAUUACAGAUAUUCGCAGUACAAAAGAAUACGUGCAGAAAUUGACAAGUGUGAAGGUGGAUUGGAGCAAUUUUCACGAGGCUAUGAAAAGUUUGGAUUUAUACGCAGUGAGACAGGGAUAACAUAUAGAGAAUGGGCACCUGGAGCAACAAGCGCAGCAUUAAUAGGAGAUUUCAACAACUGGAAUCCCAAUGCAGAUGUCAUGGCUAGGAAUGAGUUUGGUGUGUGGGAGAUCUUUUUGCCCAACAAUGCAGAUGGUUCACCGCCAAUUCCCCAUGGUUCAAGGGUGAAGAUACGUAUGGAUACUCCAUCUGGCUUGAAGGAUUCUAUUCCUGCUUGGAUUAAGUUUGCUGUACAAGCUCCUGGAGAAAUCCCAUACAAUGGCAUCUACUAUGACCCACCAGAAGAGGAGAAGCAUGUAUUUAAGCAUCCACAACCCAAAAAACCAAAAUCGCUGAGGAUUUACGAGUCACAUGUUGGAAUGAGCAGUACGGAACCAAAGAUCAACACAUAUGCUAACUUCAGAGAUGAAGUGCUGCCCCGCAUCAAGAAGCUCGGCUAUAAUGCUGUUCAAAUCAUGGCUAUUCAGGAGCACUCAUAUUAUGCCAGCUUCGGCUACCAUGUCACGAACUUUUUUGCGCCUAGCAGUCGUUUUGGGACACCAGAUGACUUGAAGUCUCUGAUUGAUAAAGCUCACGAGCUAGGUCUACUUGUUCUCAUGGAUAUUGUUCACAGCCAUGCAUCAAAUAACACGUUGGAUGGGCUGAACAUGUUUGAUGGGACUGAUUCCCACUACUUCCACUCUGGAUCGCGGGGACAUCAUUGGAUGUGGGACUCUCGCCUUUUCAACUACGGAAGCUGGGAGGUUGUUAGAUACCUUCUAUCAAAUGCAAGAUGGUGGUUGGACGAGUAUAAAUUUGAUGGGUUCAGAUUUGAUGGUGUUACUUCAAUGAUGUACACUCAUCAUGGAUUGCAGAUGACUUUUACAGGAAACUACAACGAGUACUUUGGAUUUGCAACUGAUGUAGAUGCUGUCGUCUAUCUGAUGCUUGUUAAUGAUUUGAUUCAUGGCCUUUUCCCCGAGGCCGUCUCCAUUGGUGAAGAUGUUAGUGGAAUGCCUACAUUUUGCGUUCCUAUCGAAGAUGGUGGUGUGGGAUUCGAUUACCGUCUCCAUAUGGCCGUUGCUGAUAAAUGGAUUGAGCUUCUACAGAAGAGAGAUGAAGACUGGAGAAUGGGCGAUAUAAUUCACACCUUGACUAACAGAAGGUGGUUGGAGAAAUGUGUCUCAUACGCAGAAAGUCAUGAUCAAGCUCUUGUUGGCGACAAGACUAUUGCCUUCUGGUUGAUGGACAAGGAUAUGUACGACUUCAUGGCUCUUGACCGGCCAGCCACUCCUCUCAUUGAUCGAGGCAUAGCAUUGCACAAAAUGAUCAGACUUAUCACCAUGGCAUUGGGCGGUGAAGGAUAUUUGAAUUUCAUGGGAAAUGAAUUCGGACAUCCUGAGUGGAUUGAUUUCCCAAGAGGCGAGCAGCAUCUUCCUAAUGGCAAAGUUGUUCCAGGGAACAACAACAGUUUUGAUAAAUGCCGACGUAGAUUUGAUCUGGGGGACGCAGAAUAUCUAAGGUACCAUGGGUUGCAAGAAUUCGAUCGGGCAAUGCAUCACCUUGAAGGAACCUAUGGCUUCAUGACUGACAUUCACCAGUACAUAUCGAGAAAAGACGAAGGUGAUAGGGUGAUCGUGUUUGAGAGAGGGAACCUUGUGUUCGUCUUCAACUUCCACUGGAACAAAAGCUACUCCGACUACAGAAUCGGCUGCCACAAGACUGGAAAGUACAAGAUUGUUUUGGACUCGGAUGAUGCACUCUUCGGAGGCUUCGACAGACUUGAUCACAAUGCCGAAUACUUCACCUUCGACGGUUGGUACGACGACAGGCCUCGAUCCAUCAUGGUUUACGCCCCAGCAAGAACAGCAGUAGUCUACGCUUUGGUGGAGGAUAAACCUCAAUCUGCUCCCCUCGAGAUCGAAUCAGCUGCUGCUUCCAUCAAAGAGGACGAGCCAGAACCCGAAGCACCCAAGGCAGCAGCAGAGCUGGAUGCUGCAUCAGAGCUCAUCCAGAGCUAAGAAUAAUCGGCACUCAGAUCUCGUUGGCUCUACAGCUGCAUGGAAAGGCCACAGAUACAGUCGCAGCUGCAAAAUGAUGCUUACUACUUCAGCUCUCUAGAUUCCAAUUCUCAUGGCAAUCUAGCUCUGCAAGCAGUUCAUCCGGAGACGACGUGACAAGGCGAAGAAGCAGAGAGGGAGGGGUGGACAACUUAGGCUUCAUGGCAUUGGUGAAGCCGUCACUCUGCUUCAAUUGGCCUAGUCUAGUAACGUAGAGGCGUAAUUAAUGAUGUUAGCUCAACUCUAAAAUCGUAUUAGCAAUAAUCUAAUUUAUUAUCACUAGUCUAUUGUACAGAGAAUGCCUCAUAAAAUCAUAAUACUGCGCCUUGCCAUGUAGUCGAUCAUAAUAAUAUCUCAUUCUAUCA
This is a messenger RNA of Linum trigynum, 4437 nucleotides long. The record is from the annotation of a GenBank genome assembly. NCBI's taxonomy places the organism in Eukaryota, Viridiplantae, Streptophyta, Magnoliopsida, Malpighiales, Linaceae.